AGGGAGGGAUGGUGGUUAGUGACGUCACGGCUACAUGUACAGUGGCUGAAUAUAUGAGAGAUGCCUGUCUCACUCCCGGCAAAUUGUCACAAGACGUAGGACGCUUUCCUCUCACUGCAGCAAAAAUGACGACGAUGGUGCCUCACGUGAUGCUUGUUCUUUUCCUGGUUUGCGGGGCGGGUCUCGCCCAAGGCAAUCCUGUGCUUGCCAAUCCUUACAUCAUUCAAUUUCUUCCUCUGCAGGAUCGCUGUCUAUUCAUCUGCAACAUUUGUUUCGACAAACAAAUUCCAUUGAUGGGGGUUUGUGCCAACACCGUUUGUCCGAAAAUCAGUAAAAGCUUCUUUGAAGUCAAUCAGUGGAUCUCAAAACGGUGUCAAAACUACGAAAGUCUGCAAGCCGCCUUCUUUCCUCAAGACACACAGGUUCAGCUUUAGACCAACGAGAACGAGGCUUUGCCAGAAUGAGGCUGUGUAUUUCCCGAUUGAUCUCACCUUCUCAUUACAUAAAAAACCCGUUUUCCUUAAAGGAAAUCUUAGUGCAUUACUAUACGAAAAGUCUUAAAACAAUGUACCCCAAUAGUCCGGAAACCGCGCUUCCGAGGAACUCAAUAACAUUUCAGUGGCUUUUCCCUUCUCAUUAAUCCGGAGAGGGAAACCAAAGUGAUCGAUGAACAAAGUUCUUCAGUAUAUUUAGAACUUUAAUUUUAGUUAAAUGUGUAGAAAAAUGGAUACCCGUUGUAAUGGUAAAUGGCGUUUUGUGGAAAACACAAGACAUACAGUUUUUCACAAUCUUAUUUGUUGGAGGAUUGGUGAUAAAUAAGAAAUUGUCAGACAAAUCAGACAAAGAUUAUUAUUCGAUUACAUUUAUACAUCAAUGAACUGAUUUGUUCUAAAGGUAUGAAUUGUUGCCGAACAAAUUAUUCGGCUAUGUAAACGAUAUAAAGAGUAGAAGCGCGAGCUCAAAUAUGACAAUAAAAUCCAACUCGAACAAUACUUAACUUAUUAAGAGCUUCACAAAUGGAGGCGUUGUUUCAUUUGGCAAUUUGUAUGUUUAUAUGAAAUAGAAAAUGUACGGGUUUAAGUUGAUCAAUUUUCGUGUACGAAAUAUAUGCUACGUCACGUGUAUUUCCUUUCAAAAAGGCUUCAUACUAAUAAACAUUAUGUUUUGAAUGGGAAUGUGAACUUUGGUGAUUAAUUAAAGAUUUAUUUGCAAGGUCAAUAGAACACGUAAAAAUGGUUUGUU
Mizuhopecten yessoensis (Yesso scallop) is the source of this 1242-nucleotide messenger RNA. RefSeq lists its product as uncharacterized. Lineage: Eukaryota; Metazoa; Mollusca; Bivalvia; Pectinida; Pectinidae. The transcript is spliced from 3 exons. The record is from RefSeq and is a predicted model, not a curated record. Bases 9 to 434 code for a protein of 141 amino acids.